Molecule: messenger RNA, 1719 nt
Organism: Arabis nemorensis
Lineage: Eukaryota; Viridiplantae; Streptophyta; Magnoliopsida; Brassicales; Brassicaceae
Source: the annotation of a GenBank genome assembly
AUGACUGCAACUCCGGCGACGACGUGGCGUGACAUCGAUGACCUUCCUAAGAUUCCGGCGAACUACACGGCGCUGACGCCGCUCUGGUUCUUAGAUAGGGCUGCGGCGAUUCAUCCGACGAGGAAAUCGGUGAUUCACGGAUCUCGGGAGUACACGUGGCGGCAGACUUAUGAUCGGUGUCGCCGUCUCGCCUCCGCUCUCGCCGAUCGAUCAAUCGGACCCGGUUCGACGGUGGCUAUAAUCGCGCCGAACGUUCCAGCAAUGUACGAAGCUCAUUUCGGAGUACCAAUGUCUGGAGCUGUCUUGAAUUCUGUCAACAUCCGUCUCAAUGCACCAACAAUCGCUUUCCUUCUCGGCCAUUCGCAGAGCGCUGUAAUAAUGGUGGAUCAAGAGUUCUUUACUCUGGCAGAGGAAUCUCUGAGACUUAUUGAGGAGAAAGCUGGAAGUAGCUUCAACCGCCCGCUCUUAAUCGUCAUUGGUGAUCACACAUGUCCACCUGAGUCACUUAACCAUGCUUUAUCGAAAGGAGCUAUAGAGUACGAGAAAUUUCUUGAAACCGGAGACCCAAAUUAUCCGUGGCAGCCACCAGCUGAUGAGUGGCAGAGCAUUGCCCUUGGUUACACCUCCGGAACAACUGCUAGCCCGAAAGGAGUUGUGCUUCAUCAUCGAGGCGCGUAUCUAAUGGCUUUGAGCAAUCCUCUCAUUUGGGGAAUGCAAGAAGGUUCUGUUUACUUGUGGACUCUCCCGAUGUUCCAUUGCAACGGUUGGUGUUUCGCUUGGUCCCUUGCUGCGCUCUCUGGUACAAGCAUCUGUCUCCGUCAGGUCUCGGCGAAGGAAGUGUAUUCAAGUAUAGCCAAGUACAAGGUUACUCAUUUCUGUGCGGCGCCUGUGGUCCUCAACACUAUUGUCAAUGCUCCCCAAGAGGACACUAUCCUUCCUCUUCCCCAUACGGUCCAUGUCAUGACCGCAGGAGCUGCUCCUCCACCUUCUGUUCUCUUCUCCAUGAACCAGAAGGGCUUUCGAGUCACUCACACCUAUGGGCUUUCUGAGACUUACGGUCCUUCCACUGUAUGUGCUUGGAAGCCCGAGUGGGAUUCCCUCCCUCCUGAGAAGCAGGCCCAGCUCAAUGCCCGUCAAGGUGUCCGCUACAUUGGCAUGGAGCAGCUUGAUGUCAUCGACACUCAAACCGGAAAACCUGUUCCUGCCGACGGAAAAACCGCUGGAGAGAUUGUUUUCCGAGGGAACAUGGUGAUGAAAGGCUAUCUAAAGAACCCGGAAGUGAACAAAGAGACGUUUGCUGGUGGGUGGUUCCACUCGGGGGAUAUCGCAGUGAAACAUCCAGACAACUAUAUCGAGAUCAAGGACAGGUCAAAGGACAUUAUAAUCUCUGGAGGUGAGAAUAUCAGCAGUGUGGAAGUCGAAAACGUCGUGUACCAGCACCCAGCGGUUCUUGAAGCCUCUGUUGUUGCCAGGCCAGACGAGCGAUGGCAAGAAUCCCCGUGCGCCUUUGUGACACUUAAGAGCAGUUACGAGAAGCAUGACCAGAAUAAGUUGGCUCAGGAUAUAAUGAAAUUCUGCCGGGAGAAGCUACCGGCGUAUUGGGUCCCAAAGUCAGUGGUGUUUGGGCCAUUACCGAAGACUGCUACUGGAAAAAUUCAGAAGCAUAUUUUGAGGGCUAAGGCCAAAGAGUUGGGACCAGUACCAAGAAGCAGGUUAUAG